Messenger RNA from Dibothriocephalus latus, 249 nucleotides. NCBI's taxonomy places the organism in Eukaryota, Metazoa, Platyhelminthes, Cestoda, Diphyllobothriidea, Diphyllobothriidae. The record is from the annotation of a GenBank genome assembly.
AUGGAUAUGAGUAUGUGGAAAUCACUUCUGAUUUCCGAUGAUAUUCUCAAGGCGAUUGAGGACCUAAAGUUCGAGGAGCCGACUCCUAUCCAACGACAUGUAUUGACUCUGGCCAUUCGCAACUAUGCCGAUAUCCUAGGCUCGGCACCAACAGGCAGUGGAAAGACGCUAGCUUUCGGGGUACCCCUACUGAUGCGUGUGCAUGAAGCCAAAUUAAAACUGGAAGCCUCGGUAAGUCUUCCGUUCUGA